AUGGCUGGAGAUGAAGUCAAUACGGAUGCUACUGAUAAACCUUUCGGUAUCACAAACAUCCGGACCUAUGUUCCCAUCACCCUCGACCUCGAAGAACUCAAUUAUGACACCUGGUGUGAGCUAUUUACUGCCUGUUGCAUCAGUUUUGGUGUCAAACACCACAUCUCCAAACCUGCGUCACAAGCUACGACCUCUAAAUGGGAGCAAAUUGACAAUCUUGUCAAGCUUUGGAUUUUCGGUACUAUUCACAAAUCCUUACUCCAAAUGGUUUUGAAACCCGGAAUGACAGCAUAUGAUUUGUGGAAAGGUGUUGAAGAUCUCUUCCGAGACAACAAAGACUCCAGUGCAAUGCAACUCGACCAAGACCUCCGGUCAAUUGAGAUCGGAGACAUGUCCAUUCACGACUACUGCCACAAAAUCAAAGUAUUGUCAGACCUUCUUGCCAACAUUGAUCAGCCCGUGCCCGAGAAGAAUCUAGUCAUUUACAUGAUUAAUGGCCUUGGAGAUAAGUUCGACAAUGUCUCAAGCAUCAUUCGCCAUCAACGACCCAUUCUGUCUUUCCAACAAGCUCGCUCCAUGCUGAUGGUUGAAGAAACACGCCUCCUGCGUCCCCGUUCAUCUACAACAGCCCAUCGUGAUCAUAGCUCCUCUCCGACUGCUCUUCUUGCCGGAAUUGAUGCUCAAAAUCCGUCACAUCAGCAUCGCCCUGGAGACCGAGACCGGCGGCAAAACGAUGGUGGUGACCGGCGACAACACUCCGACCGCCAAAACGAUGGUGUUGACCGGCGACAACACUCCGACCGCCGACAGCAAAAUAAUCGUCGGCAUGGCAGCGAUAGGCGACAACAAGAUCAUCGCUCCAACUCAGGUGGGAAUUCUGCGUGGGGCUCCUGGAACACGUAUUAUCCCCCUCCUUGGGUUGCCCUAAAUUGGCAGCAGAUGUGGGCCUUGGGUCAACAAGCACAUCGACAGCCCUAUCCACCAUGGGCUGCUGGCUCUUCUUCUGGACCAAGUCGUCAACAGCGACAACAUGCCCAACAGCCUGCUGUCUUUUCUACCUGGCCCACAAAUAACUUCCAGGAUUAG
Molecule: messenger RNA, 1086 nt
Organism: Lactuca virosa
Lineage: Eukaryota; Viridiplantae; Streptophyta; Magnoliopsida; Asterales; Asteraceae
Source: the annotation of a GenBank genome assembly